Molecule: messenger RNA, 4605 nt
Organism: Phoenix dactylifera (date palm)
Lineage: Eukaryota; Viridiplantae; Streptophyta; Magnoliopsida; Arecales; Arecaceae
Source: RefSeq, a predicted model, not a curated record
GGUGGAUUUUGGAUAAUGGUGGGUCUGUUACUUUGUUGUGAAGCUCAUGGUUAUCUAAUAUUCCACUUGACAGAUCACCUUUGACGUUUAAUCUGGGAAAAUGGGCGAAUCUAUCGACUAAAAACAGAAAAUGAGACGAUGCUUGCUAAUUUGCUAUGGAGAUGGUUGAAGCCAUUGCUUCCAAUCCAAUCUCUGUUAAUCCAUGUGCUAAUUGAUUGGUGCGGGUCGAGUCAAAUAUUCUAAAAUCAGGUUGCGUGACUUCAUUACCUCUCCUUCCCAUAACAUGAAUGAUGGUAUAGCUCUUUAAGUGAUCGUUGAAAGCUCAGAUUUGUCGGAAUAGGUUUUCUCAUAGAUCCCUCUUAGCUCAUUGUGAUCCCAUGUCUAAUUCUUUGUAUUGUGACUGCUGUAAGGGAAGGAAGACAUUAAUCAUAUCCUAUGCCAUUGUGAUCUUGCUAAACAAACCUGGCAUAUUCUUAAUCACAAGCUUAACCUGAAUCAAUCUUUCAGGACAGUAUGACUGAUGAUUGAGUUUGGAGCAUUAUUUGUUAUAAUGGUUGACUACUUAGAAGGAAUACGAGAGUUUUCGCGGUAAGCACGGUAUUGCACAUGAAAUUACCAUCUAUGUUAUCAGGCAUGCUAAAGAACUUAUUCGAGCAACAUAUGAUGAUACUUCCAAUGAUGCCUCAAGGCUUUGGCGACCUUCAUGCUCUUCGAGCGCUCCCUCUAAAAGGGACUGGAGCUGGAAGGGCACCUGUUAUUUGCUAAAUCUGUCUCAUUGCACAGUUACGAAAGCUGAACUAAGAGCUGCAUGGGAGAGGCUACGAACUACUGUCAUCUUUAGCCUAAUGCAACUUAGGUUGAGGGUGAUCCCUCCUUCAUUGGAUUCAAACUUCUCACUUGCAAACACAGCCAUACUCAUCCAUUAUUAGUAGAUAUUUAACUAUUCAUCCGUUAUUUUUAGGAAGCUAGGGGUUGGGAGGGUUGGUGAGCAGGAAUUCCCUUCCCGAAUCAACUACCUUGGGAAAAAGAUAUCACCUUGAAUGAAUUCUUACAUGUAAAGCAACAGUUUUUCCCUUGGAAAGGAUACAUACAAGAUGACAAGGAAAGUUGGUGCUCCAAAUGGCCUUCUACAUCAAUAGAUGAGCCCCUUUUCCAGACUUUCGUACUUUAUUAAGAUUCAAAAUCAACAAUAGAACUACUAGAAGCCAAGAAUAUAAUCCUAACUUGCCUAAUAAUGCGUAAGUUAGGCUUUGCUUCAAAGAAAAAGCUUGUUGAAGCUUAAUGGGGAAGAGAUAUGUGCUGUAUUCAAAAGGACAGAACAGAAUGAGUUGCAUGAAAUGGAGGCCAUUGUGCAAUGGAUAUGCCCAAAUUCCGUCUUUUCCAAACCAAGGAUUCUUUCUGAGUGCGUGCGGAACAGCACAUCCUAACUCAUCCACCAAUUGAAAGUACAGAAUUAUCUGAUUAGCCUAAUUUAUAGGAUAAUGAUGAAUAAACCUAGAUUAUCGGUUUUAAAGAACAAGCAAACUUCCUCAUGUGCAGAAUCUGAAACAGAUGAAUAAGUUUCAUUAGUUGAUAAAGGGAAUAUGGAGUCAGGAGAUGGUAUUAGAACAGAUAGGUUGGUCAUCAUUCAAAGACCUCGAGUUCUCUGCUCCAAAUUCCUAAUAGAAAGAGAAAAUUCUACUUUUUCACAGUAUAAAACUCUCCCAUGUAAGAAUCAGUGUAAGCAACCUAUUGAGUUUUGACUUAUCUUAGUGGACCUCAAGUUCACUGUUAUAUAACCAAGUUUUGCAUGCAUAGAGGGGUUUCUAGUAAUACAAGCUCCUUUUCAUGGCUUCUAGUUUUGUUCCAGACGUAUGGGGAUGGAUCAAUAACCUUUCUCCAAUCACCCAAUGGAACACAAAUUUCAGAUCUCUUUGCAUCUGUACGACAACAUCAACACAUCCCUCCAUGAAUCUCUCAGUCACCAAAAGCUCCCAGCGCCAAAACACAUAUGUCUCCUUCUCCAUCUAUGCAUAUUUUAAUAUGCCAAUCUCCCUCUGGACAUCCAGUCCUAUUCACCUGAAAACCAAAACUCAGCCUUCCUUGGAAGAAGAAGAUGUUCUCCAUCUCUUCUUUGAUAUCAUCAAUAGUGUUCUCAUGUACGGCCCCAAUAAGAAAUCCUCUUUGAGAUUCCCUGCAGUACAAAUUAUAGAUGAAUUCAGAGAUGUGUUCAAUAUUGCAUUCCUCACUCUUGCUUUCCUUAUCUGCAUCUAUGAAGCCCCUAACAACCUUCGCCGAGGAUGCCUGGACACUUUGAGGAUCCAAUUAGCAAGCUCAAGAUCCAGAGAAGCAUCAAAGCUUCUUGUGCGAAUCCUUGGAUCCAAUCUUGAAGAGCAAUGGAUGAGAUCACUAAACCUUGCUGUAACGAACUGGAUUCUAGAGUUUCAAGCCUCCAAUCACUCGUUUAAAACACCUUCACCCCUGUUUUCACAUGCCUUCUCUGCAAGUGGGCUAUGGAAAGUACAAUUAUAUUGCCCAAUCAUAGCCAUGAGCAUCGAUGAUCCUGGCACUACAACACAGGAUGAACGUCUGCUCUUUUCUCUGAAGUACCAACAACUUGAAGGCGUCAUCCAACUUGCUUACAAGGUCAUCUUCCGGGAGAGCUGGAUUGAUGUGGUGGUGACUGUGGACAACAUAAGAUGCGACGUGAACCCACUGGUAUCUGAAACUCUAAUGGCUGAACGAGGCUAUGGAUCUAAGGAGAAACACUUUCCAUCUCGUAUAGCUUUGCAACUCACUCCAAUGCUGCAGUCUGAUGUGUUGUCGGUUUCAUUAAGUAAAUCUUCUGACAAUCCUACUCAUGAAGUUAGCCUCGAGAAGGCCCUUGAAGGCUCAUUUGAUCCCCCAAAUUCUUAUUUCGGUUUCAAAGUCUCAGCCACAGAAACCGUAACUAUGAGCAUGAAACCAUGGAAAUUUGAGCAAUCAGCAUAUGGAGAUAGUGCGACUUUGAAUUGGUUUCUUCAUGAUGCGGUGAAAGGAAGAGAAGUGUUCUCCUCCAGGCCUUCAAAGUUCGAAUUACUUCAACCAAGAGCAUGGUUUAGAGACCGUGACUCAAGUGCCUCCAGGCCUUUUACAAAACAAGGAGGGGUGAUCUUUGCAGGUGAUGAGUAUGGAGAGAGUGUGAAGUGGAAGGUGUGUGGAAGAGCUUUAGGGAAGAAAAUGGAGUGGGAAAUCAAAGGCUGGAUUUGGUUAACCUACUGGCCCAACAAACAGAGAACCUUUUAUAGUGAAACAAGGAGGUUAGAGUUCAGAGAAUUACUCUACCUUCCCCUUCGAAAGUAGCAUGAGAUUAGGAUUUAUGCCACUCAUACAAAGUAAGAUUGUGUUGCUGCCAUGUAAAUUUGUGCUUGGCCAAUGAUCUGUAUGAUUGUAAUAUGUGAACUAUGAAUUUAUACAAUUCUAUUCUUGUUAAACACCUAAUGAUCUAUGUUAAGACAAACAAAUUCCCAAAACUUGUGGUGUUAGGUGAUCCUAUUGCUCCACCAGCACAAGCAUACAUCAGCCCUAAAUCUUCCGACUUACAGUUACGUGACAAGAGUUGCCUUAUUCUAUAAGCUAGAGUAGAAAGGCAUACCAUAUUCUACUAAGACUUUAAGCAUAUGGAAGGCUCUCUGUCAAAGAGAGAGCCCUUAUUUAUUUAUUACCAAUGGAUUUGUUUCUACGCCAGGGAAGAUUAUUCAUUUGUUCUCCUAGCUCAUAUAACAUUUGUAGAGCUGGUUAACAACCGUUCAGCUAAGAAAGCUGACAAACAAGGACAUAGAAGUGGAUGGGUAGUGCUACUAUGAGACUGGAGACAUGAUACUACAGAUAUGAAUUUAUUCUACUAUAUAUCCCUCAAGCUUCCGAGUGAAUCUUCAUAAAGCUCCCCAUUUCUGUGACUCCACGUUACACAUGCCAUGCUCUUGUCAACAAAAUUGGAUGAACAGUAAUUGACUAAUUGGAGAACUCAUCGGCUCUUACAAGCUUUUCAUAAUGUGAGCCAAGCAACCAUCAGAAAAAUAUUAAACUACGACCAGUGCAUGACUGCUAAUGGAACCUUUAACAAAAACGAAAGAAGAAGAACUGAGCUUUCUGCCUAGAGAAUUUAAGUAAUGUUUUUGACCAUUCAUGCCUUUUUCUAUAUUAAAUAUAUUAUUUAGCGGCAUAUAGACUUAUAGAGAUUACAUGAAGCCAACAUCAUGACAAAACACUCAAGCUAACUAAUGCAUAAAUUGUGAUCCCCCAGAUUUUAUACCAAAAUAUAACCAGGUCAUUUUUUCCAAUGUUUUUGACAUUAAGAUUGACUAACAAAAUAAAGCAAUGAUAAAACUACUGAAGAUAAAGAUACUUGCAACCAAACAUGUCCUGCAGAUUCCACUAACUCAGUUUGAGUAAUGAAAAUAGAAUCAUCAGAAAAUGAUACUUUACCAUAAUCACAAAGACAAUCAGCUGAAAUAGAAAUCAUGCAGAAUCCAGUAUUUAUGUAUUUAGUAACACCACUAGUUCAGAUAAAGAUGACCACGAUACUGGCAACUUGAUGUUCUUCCAAGUAGAUAUGAUCAACAGUAAAAUAUCACAGUUAACUGA